Mercurialis annua (annual mercury) is the source of this 2738-nucleotide messenger RNA. RefSeq names its product mitogen-activated protein kinase kinase kinase 20-like. Gene Ontology annotation, biological process: protein phosphorylation. Bases 1625 to 2647 code for a protein of 340 amino acids. The record is from RefSeq and is a predicted model, not a curated record. Gene Ontology annotation, molecular function: protein kinase activity; ATP binding. NCBI's taxonomy places the organism in Eukaryota, Viridiplantae, Streptophyta, Magnoliopsida, Malpighiales, Euphorbiaceae. The transcript has a single exon.
AUCAGGACACGGGAUUAAUGAAUUUUCAAAAACUCAUUAAUUUCUUUCUUCUUUCUUUUUGAACUUUCCGGGAAAAUGAAUUAUCUGCGUCAACUCUUUCGCGUGGACAGUAUUGUUGAGAUAAACAUAAGAAAUACACAGUACUUUCCGGCCAAGUUCUUGAACUAAUCGGAGACGGCCACACCUACAAGGUGCAGUACUUGGCCCGUUUCGCUGAUCAAGAACUCACAACGCCGCUCAUUUCAGUGGUUCCCGUGUGGACUAUGAGGCCUCUUCCGCUGCUGCUGACUGAUCGGAGUUUCAAGGUGCAAGAUAUUGUGGAUGUUAUGUUCAAAGGCAGUUGGCUCAAAUGAUAUUAUAUAGCAACAUUAAGAGGUCCUGAUCAGUACGUUGUAUUUGUGCCAGAGCAUGGCAACAUUUUCUCCGAUCAGAUUCGGUUUCAUGGCGAUUGGCUGGCCUUUCCAGUCUACGGGUUUCCAAUGUACGUACUAAUGAUCAUCAUGUUUCUUGGUUUUCUUAUACAUUCUUGGAUUCUUUAAUUAUUUUUCUUUAGUUGUUUCUUGGAGAUUUUUCAAGAAUUCGGAUUCUUGGGAGUUCAUUAAUUGUCAAAGUUAAAAUCAGUAUGGUGGAAUCUUGUAAUUUAAUUGUUUCUUGGAGAUUUUUCAAGAAAUCAGAUUCUUGGGAGUUCAUUACUUGUUUAGUUUAAAAUCAGUAUGGUUCUUGAAUUGAAUCUUGUAACUUCCGGGUCUGGUUGUCCUCCUGAUUUCUCUGAGGCCUCGACCAAAUGUUCUUCAAAUUGCUGCUGCUGAAGAUAACCGUAACUGAGCAAAUGGUUGAUUUUGAGAGUGAAACGUGAACUGUAAUUUCUGGAUUUAAUUUGAUCAUAAUGACUGUAUAAUUAGUGGCAUUAUGCGCAGGUUAUUAUUUUAGUAAUUCUGAUUGUUAAUUUGGCAGAUGAGAUUAGUUAAUCAGGUCAUCUGCUAGUUGAGUUUAUGAGAGUUUUGAUAUAUAAUAAGCAGAGACCUAAUGGCUUAUUGUAGUUUUAUAGUUUGGGUAUAUAUGUUAGUCUUCUCAGAAUUCCUAUUUUUCUGAUGAAACAGAUGAAUGUAUUCAAGUGCAUGUUUUUAAUAUAUAAUCACAUAGAACCAACUCUUUUGUUAUCAGAGCAGCAGCAGCAGUAUGAGGUUUGCAUUUUUUUUCUUUCAAGAGGGUAUUGUCAAAACAGAGAUACUCUGUGCAUUAUAAGAAUCUGAGCCAAUUCCUAAUUCAAGAUAGCAUGCAAGUUAUCAAAAGAGAUUUGAGUCAGUUUAGAGUUAAGAAUGUCCAAUUGCAGACACCAGAAGUUCAAAAUGGCAUGACAAACCCUAAAUUUGUUUCUUGGCGUGAAAGUCAAGUGUUGGAGUAUUUGAUUUUUACAACAAAAUAUCAAACAAAGUCCUAAUUAAGUUAUAGAGCCAUCAAGACUACUUCGUAUAUUGGGGAUUCAGAAUCCUACACCAACUAGUAUUCCUAGUUAAACACUAUAUCUAUCUUCUAAUUUUGAGUUUGACUGCAUUCUUUCUAUUAUAAAUACCACCCCACUCUCUUCACUCUUAACUACACCUUCUUACCCUAAAAUCCAAAUAUGAAGAUCAUCUUGAAGAGAAAGAGAAUCUUGGCGAGUACUGAACUUGGAGAACAUCAACAAAACAAGGCUUAUGACAACAGCGGAGCAACAUGGUGGAGAAGAGAAUUACUGGGAGAAGGAGGCUAUGCCUCUGUUUACUUGGCCAUAUCCAAGAAACCCAAAUCAAGAAAUCUAAUGCGUCCUGUAACUAUGGCCGUCAAAUCUGCCGUGGUAUCCAAGUCAAGUUCGCUGCUCAAAGAAAAGCAGAUUUUCGACCAUCUUGACGGGUCGUCUCCUUAUGUCCUUCAAUGCUACGGUGAGGAAACUACUUCCAACAGCAAAGGUGAAACUUUUCACAAUCUUUUAUUAGAGUACGCCUCUGGUGGAACACUCUCUAGUCAUAUAGAGCGAUCGUAUUCGUAUGGCGGUGGAUUGCCUGAAUUGGAUGUUAAAAGAUUUACAAAGUGUAUUCUUGAAGGUAUUUAUGAGAUUCACAGGCAUGGCUAUGUGCAUUGCGAUUUAAAACCUGAGAAUGUGCUUCUUGUUUCUACUGAUGAAAGCGGUGUGUUUGUGCCCAAGAUUGCGGAUUUCGGGUUGGCCAAGAAAGUGGGAGAUCCUGAUUUCAUGGGUGGGACUUUAAUGUAUAUGGCUCCUGAGACGGCUACUGAUGAUAUUCAAGACUGUGGGUGUGAUAUUUGGGCUCUGGGAUGCAUUGUUUAUGAGAUGCUGACAGGGUCUCCUCUUUGGUACGGUUAUGAUUCGACGACUAAUGAACUCAUGACAUCGAUUGCGGAUAGAUACGAACUUCCUGAAAUGCCGUGUGACAUAUCGAGAGAUGCGAGAGCCUUCUUGGAAAGAUGUUUGGCGAAGAACAAAAGGUUUAGGUGGAGUGCUGGGAUGCUACUGAAUCAUGCUUUCAUGACAGGAUUCAGUGAGAUACAAGGCAGUGAAAAUUUGGACUAUGGUUUCUCUUCGAUAGGGCAAUGUGUUGUUGGUACUAGAGCAACUUACGUUCAGCAAGGGCCUGCUCAUAUCUGUUAGACAUAGAACUGAGUAAAUUCAAAUUACUUAUAUUAGAAUUUAGAAACAAUUGUUUAGUUUUGAGAAAGUUGAUGUAAAUUCAAAUUAGUUA